GCAAGAAAAGGAUGAGUCGAGUAAAGGAAAAGAACCUACACCAUCAGUCAAAAGGACAGAUGUGCAGUUCUUUGAGUUAGUGGACAAUAAAGAAGGUCAAUUCAUAAGAACAACAAUUAAAGAAAAGGUAUUAGAUAUGGAGGAUUGUUUAAAGAUUAAAAUAGAAACUGAACAAGAGAUCUUUGAUAUAAGAAAUUUACGAAAAUGA
Dentiscutata heterogama is the source of this 208-nucleotide messenger RNA. The record is from the annotation of a GenBank genome assembly. NCBI's taxonomy places the organism in Eukaryota, Fungi, Glomeromycota, Glomeromycetes, Diversisporales, Gigasporaceae.